Molecule: messenger RNA, 1755 nt
Organism: Hevea brasiliensis (rubber tree)
Lineage: Eukaryota; Viridiplantae; Streptophyta; Magnoliopsida; Malpighiales; Euphorbiaceae
Product: glucan endo-1,3-beta-glucosidase 11
Exons: 3
Coding region: 181-1365 (394 amino acids)
Biological process (GO): carbohydrate metabolic process
Cellular component (GO): plasma membrane
Molecular function (GO): hydrolase activity, hydrolyzing O-glycosyl compounds
Source: RefSeq, a predicted model, not a curated record
UUGGCAGGGAAUAAUUAAUAAGCUGAAGCUUCUCCAUUCCAAAAUAAAAUUUUCAAACAAGCAAGAAAAGAAUUCACAGACUCCUCUUAGCCUCAUCUUCUCCUCUCUCUAUAUCUCUUCUGUUCCUCUCUCAGUUUGGAAUUCCUAGCACUCUCUUUCUCUGUUAGUCAUUUUAGCAAGAUGGCUAUGAUCCAUAUUUUUCUUACAUUUUCUCUAGCUUUCUCAGAUUAUGGUUUUCUACGGGGAGUUACAUCUCUUGGCAUCAACUACGGGCAGGUGGGCAACAAUUUGCCACCACCAGAGAACGUUCUUGAACUCUUAGCCUCCCUUAAGAUCACCAAAGCAAGAAUCUACGAUACCAAUCCUCAAGUUCUAACAGCAUUUGCCAACUCCAACGUUGAGCUGAUUGUCACUGUAGAAAACGAAAUGCUACCUGUUUUGGUGGACCCUGAACAAGCCCUUCAAUGGGUUAGUACCCAAAUCAAGCCAUACUUUCCGGGCACAAGAAUCACCGGAAUCGCGGUUGGAAAUGAGGUCUUCACCGACGAUGACACAACAUUAUUAUCAUAUCUAGUUCAAGCCAUUGUCAGCAUUCAUGAGGCACUAGUUCAAUUAGGCCUAGAUAAUAUUCAAGUCUCAACACCUAAUUCUUUAGCUGUUCUUGACCAAUCUUUCCCUCCUUCAGCAGGUAGUUUCAAAAGUGAGGUCUCAGGAGUAAUGUCACAAUUUUUGCAAUUUUUGUCAAGCACUAAGGCUCCAUUUUGGAUCAAUGCAUACCCAUAUUAUGCUUAUAAGGAUGACCCUAACAGGGUUCCCUUGGACUAUGUUCUUUUUAACCCUAAUUCAGGCAUGGUUGACCCCUACACCAAGCUACACUAUGACAAUAUGCUUUAUGCUCAAGUAGAUGCUGUUAUUUUUGCUAUGGCUAGAUUGGGUUAUAAUGGAAUUGAGGUUAGAGUUUCUGAGACUGGGUGGCCAUCUAAAGGUGAUCCAAAUGAAGUUGGUGCAGCCAUUGAAAAUGCAGCACUUUACAACAGAAAUUUGCUGAGAAGGCAAUUGGAGAAUGAAGGGACACCUUUGAGGCCUAAUAUGAGACUAGAAGUUUAUUUAUUUGCUUUAUUCAAUGAAGAUAUGAAGCCUGGACCAACAUCAGAAAGAAACUAUGGUCUCUAUCAACCUAAUUGUACAAUGGCUUACAAUGUGGGACUCUCUGCCCCUUCAAGUUCAUCAUCAACAUCAUCAGCUUCCAUUUCUCUCACUUCCUCUGCCACUAAGGCUUCAAACAAGGAAUAUGAUCAAAGCUUGGUGUACUGGAUGUUUGUACAUUUGCUGACCUUCCAAGUUUUUAUGAGAAGACCAUUUUAAGCAUUCGGAGUCCAAAUGCUUAUAUUCAUAUUUACAUAUAUUGCGUUUUGGUAAGAAACUUAGGGGUCAAUCUUUAAUUUCCCAUUUUGUACUUUCCCAUCAUAAAAAAUUACAAUAGAGAGACACCCCGCAACCAUACCAAAGGAAUUUGCACCAAGCCAGUUAACCAUAUAUAUGUGUAUAUAUAGUUCUAUAUAUCUAUGAUUAGCCUGCAGGCCAUAUCUUCAUCAUCAACAUCCUUCAGAAAUGAAUCUCAAUUCCGCAGUCUCUCGAUCAAGAACUGAAUUAUCUCAAUAUCUUUUUUAAUUAUUCUGUAAUUUGUAAGAAGUUGUAGAAAAUUUAUUUCUGUUUUCUGAUCAUCAAUUUAAUUACUUGUCAUUAAUUGUAGGA